Fusarium venenatum is the source of this 432-nucleotide messenger RNA. RefSeq lists its product as uncharacterized. NCBI's taxonomy places the organism in Eukaryota, Fungi, Ascomycota, Sordariomycetes, Hypocreales, Nectriaceae. The record is from RefSeq and is a predicted model, not a curated record.
AUGAAGUUCUCCGCCGCCGCUCUUCUCACCGCUGCUGCCUCCGUCUCUGCUACCUCCAACUUUGAGGUCCAGGACUUUACCGCCAGCUGUGUUCCUCACAGCACCUUCUGCAACUACUCCUUCAAGGUUAUCCAGCCCAACUCCAUGGAAACCUGGAAGAACGCCGUCGAGUGCAGCGCCCGAGCUCAGUCCACCGACUACUCUCUCCCCGACAUCAAGGAUGCCAAGUGCAAGGACUCUUCUCGAACCUUUUCCAUCACCCGUAUGGGCAAGGGUCUGGGUGUCAUGAUCUCUCAGCCUGUCAGCCCCAAGAGCAACACUGUCGGAGACUACUUGAUCCCCAUGGACCAGCUCAUCCAGAAGAACGAGAACAACGCCCAGGUCGAGGCCUACAACGGACCUACAAGCUUCGAGCUGACCCAGCGCAACUAG